Messenger RNA from Penicillium brevicompactum, 408 nucleotides. RefSeq lists its product as uncharacterized. NCBI's taxonomy places the organism in Eukaryota, Fungi, Ascomycota, Eurotiomycetes, Eurotiales, Aspergillaceae. The coding region runs from base 1 to 408 and encodes 135 amino acids. The record is from RefSeq and is a predicted model, not a curated record. The transcript has a single exon.
AUGGUGAAGCCAGAAUCCUCGCCUCCUACAUUGACAGCAGAAACAUCCUCACCGUUUGUGCCCUUGGAUUCCUCAUUGCGCGCCACUCCCAUCCACCCCGAUCUCGCGGAAAUCAAAGUCCCAGGGGGUCCACUACCGUCAUACAACUAUCAUCCAGUGACAUGCGAACCAAUCAAACCACAAGAUUACCCAGAUGAGCUAGGGCAACUACAGCAAGAAUUCACAUCGAAGGACGCUGUACUGCGUGCUCAGGAACGAGCCGCCAAAGAAGUGCAGGAGAUCAUUGAAAAUGCCCAGCGCAAACGUGAGGACGUGCAAAGAGCCAUGGACAAGAAGGUCAAGGAACGCGACACGGAGAUGAAAGUUGUUUCCAAAUUCCAGGAAGCUCAAGCCGCGGAUACUUCAUGA